AGUCCUAAUCCUAGUCCCAGUCCCAGUCCUAGUCCCAGUCCUAGUCCCAGUCCCAUUCACAGCCACAGUCCUAGUCCCAGUCCUAGUCCCAGUCCCAGUCCUAGUCCCAGUCCCAUUCCCAUUCACAGCCACAGUCCUAGUCCCAGUCCCAGUCCUAGUCCCAGUCCCAGUCCUAGUCCUAGUCCCAGUCCCAGUCCCAUUCACAGCCACAGUCCCAGUCCCAUUCACAGCCACAGUCCUAGUCCCAGUCCCAGUCCUAGUCCCAGUCCCAGUCCUAGUCCCAGUCCUAGUCCCAUUCACAGCCACAGUCCCAGUCCCAUUCACAGCCACAGUCCUAGUCCCAGUCCCAUUCACAGCCACAGUCCCAGUCCUAGUCCAAGUCCCAGUCCUAGUCCUAGUCCCAGUCCCAGUCCCAUUCACAGCCACAGUCCUAGUCCCAGUCCUAGUCCUAGUCCCAGUCCCAGUCCUAGUCCCAGUCCCAGUCCUAGUCCCAGUCCCAGUCCUAGUCCCAGUCCCAGCCACAGUCCCAGUCCCAUUCACAGCCACAGUCCUAGUCCCAGUCCCAGUCCUAGUCCCAGUCCUAGUCCCAGUCCCAUUCACAGCCACAGUCCCAGUCCCAGGCCUAGUCCUAGUCCCAGUCCUAGUCCCAGUCCCAGUCCCAUUCCCAGUCCCAGUCCCAGCCCCAUUCACAGCCACAGGGGGAGGACAGUCAGAGGCGUGACUGACAUGUUUGUCUCGGGCCGUUACGUGGAGGAGCUAGAGGUACGCGUGGCUGACAUGUUUGUCUCGGGCCGUUACGUGGAGGAGCUAGAGGUAGGCGUGACUGACAUGUUUGUCUCGGGCCGUUACGUGGAGGAGCUAGAGGUAGGCGUGGCUGAUUUGUUUGUCUGA
Oncorhynchus masou masou (cherry salmon) is the source of this 891-nucleotide messenger RNA. RefSeq lists its product as uncharacterized. The record is from RefSeq and is a predicted model, not a curated record. The transcript has 2 exons. Lineage: Eukaryota; Metazoa; Chordata; Actinopteri; Salmoniformes; Salmonidae. The annotation marks the transcript as partial.